AAAUUAAUGACAAGUGAUUAAUGUCUAAUAUUUUUGUUGUGAUUUCAUGAUUGCAAAAUCGUUUUUAGUUUGGUUUGACAGCUUUUGCAAACUGUAGAUUGAUUAACUUAUAAUGCUAUUUAUGUAAAUACCAAUUUACAAUAAUCACAGCUGAUAAUGGUACUAUUGAUUUAGAUAAAUAUCACAAAAAUUAAUCCUUUGAGGAAUGAAAAUAUAAUUUCAAAAUGGCAGGAAUGUCACCAUCUGAGAGAAGGCUUCAGAAAGAAUUAAUGUCUCUGGUUAAGGAACCACCUCCAGGGGUAUCAGUUGAUUCUAAUCUGGCAGAACAGAAUUUACUGCACUGGAUUAUAAAUAUGCAAGGCGCUCCAGGGACUUUGUAUGAAGGAGAAUGUUUCCAGUUGCAAUUUAAGUUUAGUAAUAAAUAUCCGUUUGACUCGCCUGAGGUAACUUUUGUAGGGAACAACAUUCCAGUACAUCCCCAUGUAUAUAGUAAUGGCCAUAUUUGUUUAUCAAUAUUAACUGACGAUUGGUCUCCAGCCCUCUCAGUGCAGUCUGUAUGUCUUUCAAUUGUAUCUAUGCUCAGUAGUUGUAAAGAAAAGCAAAGGCCACCUGACAAUGCUUUUUAUGUAAAGACUUGUAACAAAAAUCCAAAGAAAACGAAAUGGUGGUAUCAUGAUGAUUCUGUUUGAGGAUUUAUAUGGAGAAACUUAAUGGUUAUGUGAUUAUAAUAUAUAAUUAUUUAUACAGUUUAUAAUAGUUUUGAAAUUAUAUUUUAUAGAUAUAAAUCAAGUGAUUAAAUUUUAAAGUGUUAAUCUAUGAAAAAUAAAUGUUAUAUAGUGCCUCUGACAUUCAAUACUUAUGUUACUCCUUGAUUAAUAAAUGUAUAAGCUGUU
Anoplophora glabripennis (Asian longhorned beetle) is the source of this 893-nucleotide messenger RNA. Its product is annotated as ubiquitin-conjugating enzyme E2 W. The transcript has 6 exons. The record is from RefSeq and is a predicted model, not a curated record. NCBI's taxonomy places the organism in Eukaryota, Metazoa, Arthropoda, Insecta, Coleoptera, Cerambycidae. Bases 225 to 689 code for a protein of 154 amino acids.